AGAAAAGUAGUUUAGCAUUAUGAGGUGCUCCAGCAGCACUUGUGGUGCUGAGGGGCAAGGCAAAUUUUGUCCAAAAUGUGGAUCAAAGAUGGUUGAGGAGGAAAAGACGGAUAUUGUAGUAAUUUGUAAUGGUAAACUUGAUGGGAAGCCUUGUCAAUCAGAAAUAAUACCGGGACAGAAUUUCUGUACGAGCUGUGGAACCGAAGUUGACCAGUCACUGUUCAACAUUCAAGAGGAGAGAUGUAGUACCGGUCAGACCACAGCUGUCAAAAAUGAUACAGAGUCUUCUGUAAAUGCAGGCAGUGGGCAAGGGGAGCUGAAUGAAAUGAAACCAGUUCCUCAAGAAGUGAAAAAAAUGGAAGGAGAUUGCGAAAAUGAUGCUAAAAGUGGAAAGGAAGGCAGUCAGGAAGGAGACAAAGACAGAUUUCAAGAUGAAAAUGUUCCAUUUAAAACAAAGGACCAAUUAGAAGGCAUGGGCCAGUCUGGUGUGCAAUGCAGCAAGGAAGAAGGCAAAGUGGAUAACUCAUUGCAGGAUGGCAACACGACUUCAUCAGGAGCAAGUGAUCUAGGCGAAAUAUCUGGAAAGAGUACCGAGAAUGCCUGUGGACAUGUUGAAAUGGGACCAAGUGCUAAGAAUUUAUCUGAUGAUACAGAUACUUCACCAGGAGGUACAGAAGUUAUAAAUGGUGGAAAUAUUCCUGAUGACAAUGAAUCAGAUAGUGAUGUUGAAAUGAUUGAAGAAAGUGAAAUGAAUGAAGAUCAGGAGCAAGAGAUAAAUAAAGACUCUCAGACUGGAAACUUAGUAAUAGUACCGUCAACUGGAAGCAAAGAUCUUUCAUCAAAGCUAGAACAAGUAAGAAUAGAAAAUGCCCAGACAGGAAAUAUAAAUAUUAUAAAUGAAAACGCUAAAACUAAUGAAGGUGAUGACAAAGGAACAGGAACAUCAGACUCUGAAGAUGACUCUAAAAUUGACAGUGAUGAUUCGGAAAUCAAAAAUAUUGAAGGAGCUUCACUCAGCACUGAUACAAAUAAAGUCACUGGAAAUGUACAAGGGAAACGCAAUAAGAAACAGAAGAAGAAUAAGAAGAAAAGGAAGAAAGACAGAGAGGCUGGAAUUCAGCAGAAGGAAAAGACAGAUGAUAAAUCUGAGAAAAGUCAGACUGAACCAAUCAUAAGCAAAAAAUCAACAUCAAAAUCUGCUACUGACCAAAUAAAUUUAGAAGUUAUACAACAAGAGACAGCUGCUGAAAGUGCAAAAAAAGAAAAACAAGUUGAAAAGACUGAAAAUGUUGGACAAGUUUUUGGAACAGCAAACUCUUGGAAAAUUUCUCAAACAUCUGAUACUGUAAAGAUAUCUGCACCAAAAAAGUCAAGCUUAUUUCAGUUAAACAGCAGUAGUGCUGAUUCGAGUUCAACAACAACACAGACUCAAGCUGAAGAGCAAAUGAACGAAGAUCGUGAUGAUCCAAUGUUAGGUCCUGAUGCAGAAAUAGACAAAGAUGAGGAUCAGACUAGUUCUGGAACUGAAGAUGAUACUGAUGAGGAUAGUGAUACUGGGAAUAGGCAGGAGGAGUGUGCAAAUGGAGAACAAAAUGGAAAUUUAAAAAAAGAUUUAAAGCACAUAAAUGACCUUGAAGAAACAGAUGUUGAUACAGGAAAAUCUAUAUCUAGGAGGCAGGCGAAAAAUAAGAAAAAGAAACAAAAGAAGAAAAAGAAGGAAAAUCCACCAGUGAAUACAGGCAGUACUGCAGGAAACAAAGGAGUGACUACAAGAAGUGCUACUAGAAGCUCUGGUGAGAAAUUUUCAGUAAAGUUCCAUGUUUUGACAAGUGAAAAUUUCCAGUUUGAUCCUGCAAAGCACCAGGUUUGCAUAGUAAUGGGAAAUACAGAAAUGGGAGGCUGGAACAAAAAAGACAGACAGAUGAAAGUUGAAAGGCACAUAGAGGGCAGUAUUUAUGAACUUGUGUACGAGGCCAUUAUUCCUGUUAGGCUUAUUACCAGUGGAAACUAUUUUCCAUACAAGUAUUAUAUCAAGAGGAAAGAUAAGGAUGGGAAAUAUGAACAUUACACAAGAGGUGGUAGAACUGGGGAAGGUGUGGAUAGAUUUCUGUUGAUUCAGCAAAAGUACAAAAGUUUUGAUGAAUGGCAUCAGUAUGAUGGUUUUGCUGAGAAAGAGCCAGACACUGUUUCCAUGGGUAAGAUGAAAGAGUUUCUCUCCUUGAAAGGAGAUUUUACAAAACAUGCAGAGAAAGCUAUCUUUGAGUUCUGUCCAAGACUCUCAGACUUUGAAAAGGCUGGCCCUUCUGACAUAUUAAAAAGAAUGCAGAUGUUGUUUGAAUCUUUGAAGAGGGUGUAUUACCAGGAUGCUAGAUGUUGGCAUGACAACUACAAAGGAUACUUGGAAUUUAUGGGAAAGAAUUUAAUACCAGCAAUGUUUGAACAGUGGAAACUUGACAGGGAUAAAUCAAAACUACCCAAAGAAGAAAGAGAACAGGUUUUGAUUGGAACUUUCCUCCUUAUAUGUACACUAGAUGUGCUAGAAAUAAGCAUUCAAGAUACAAAGCUUACCCAGAAACUUUGCAAAGCAAUGUUGAUAAGUGGAAAUGCUGUUGAUAAUCAGUGUUUGGACUAUCAGUUUGUGGACAAGAACUUCAAGGAAAGAAGGAAAACUCUUCUGGAGGCUUUGCUAUCAGUAGUGAAAAAGUUGGCUGGCAAAACAAAAGACCCAUCUUGGCUGUACCUAAUGCCUUGGGUACAUUUUCUGUCAGGGAAGACUGUACCUUUUGAGACACAAGUUGUAGAUGUGUCACAUGACAGUGUGAAACCUGUUUGGUGGGGUAUUGCAGAAAUUGAAAAUGAAGUUGAAUUCUUCAAGGGAAAGACAGGGAAGUGGUCAAUUCGUUUUGAGACCAUAUUAGAAAAUUUGGAACCAGUAUUUGAGAUAGAUUACUUAAUGCCACGUACUUUCAUGACAGCAGUAGAUCUUGAUGACCUGGAAAAAGUCAUUCAGACUGGAAAGAUUCCUGUAGAAGUCUGUUUAGCUAACCUUACCUAUCAUGUUAGAGUCAACAGACCAAACGCCUAUCAAGACUAUUACGGCAGUACCUAUUGGUUCCCAACUAUCAGUCUUGAAGAAAAGAAAUGUUGCAAGUGCAUUAAGGUCUUGUUGAAGCAACUCCAAGCAACAUUUUACAGUGAGACCUGCAUGCUUACACUAUGGACCAUGUGUUAUGUUAUUGCUGCCAGUCUGUUUGAAGAAUGCACAAGAGCUGACAGAAGUGAAUUAUUUUACUUAAGUGUUCAGACCCUUGUACAUUGUUUAGCAAUGUAUGACAGGUGUAUGACUUCUAAAAAUGAAAACCUGACAACUUCGGCAAAAGUUCCAAGUCUAAAACAAGUACUGACUUCUACAACAUCAAAAGCUGUGCGUUGGAUGGGAACAUGGCAGUAUAACUGGACCACCUACAUGGACAAUAUAUUGACGAUCUGGGAUUUAUUGUUUGCUCCGAAAGAACUGCAGUCAGAAAGAGUUCGUGAUGAAUGGAAUAAAAUCAUAGCGGAGGAUCUGUCAGAGAAGUUAAGUCUUCAGGUUUGCAAAGACAGCUUACUGAUGAAAGACUUUGUACAACUCUACUGUCAAAAAGUGGACAAAUUCAAUUCAAAAAUGCAGGAGGUCAUGAGCAAAGCAGCUUUUCAG
Molecule: messenger RNA, 3697 nt
Organism: Mercenaria mercenaria
Lineage: Eukaryota; Metazoa; Mollusca; Bivalvia; Venerida; Veneridae
Product: E3 ubiquitin-protein ligase rnf213-alpha-like
Exons: 13
Molecular function (GO): ATP hydrolysis activity; ubiquitin-protein transferase activity
Source: RefSeq, a predicted model, not a curated record